This is a messenger RNA of Melospiza melodia melodia, 2411 nucleotides long. RefSeq names its product RNA binding motif protein 44 (gene RBM44). The record is from RefSeq and is a predicted model, not a curated record. The transcript has 11 exons. The coding region runs from base 1 to 1839 and encodes 612 amino acids. Lineage: Eukaryota; Metazoa; Chordata; Aves; Passeriformes; Passerellidae.
AUGGAAGUGGAGAAGAGCAGCAGGAGGAGCUGCUUCACUCAGACCUCCUGCCUGGGUGCAGAUUUAGGGGAGGACUCCCAGCUGGAGUAUCUCAGUGCUCACGAGGAGUACGAGGAGGAGAAGAGCAACUGGAGUGAGUUUUCUGAGCAGGAGGAGGUUGCAGAGGUGAAGGCUGUGCCACCCCGAAUCACAGCAGGGGAAGAAGCUUCUGGAAAGAGCCUCAGACCCAGCCAGAGCGUGGCAGCGGAGCCAGACAUUGCUUCCCUGCCUCCCAGCCAGGAGGCCCAGCCCUGCAAACAGGGAGAGCCCUCCUACUUCAGCAGCUGUGAAAAACCAGCUCGUGGCACCAGCAGCACUGCAGAGGGUGCUGACACCCAGCUCCCAGCCCCUGAAAUCCUCCCUGGCAAGAACCCUCCUGUGGAAGCUGCAGAUAAAUCCUCUGCUGGGAGGUCAGAGCGUGGUGACGCCCUGAGGAGCGUCCCCAGUGUGGCUGUGGAUGCUGGCUCUGGUCCCAGGGCUGGGUUCCCGGCCAGCAGUGCCCAGGUGUGUCUGUGCUCCAGGGCAGUGAGCACAGAGGUGACCGUGGUGAGCAGAGCUCCUCAGGGCUGGCUGGGUCAGACCUCUGUGGACGCUGCUUCCAACACAGAAUGGCCCACGGGAGCUCUCAGCUCACACCUGCAGGAGGAAUCGAAAGAUCAUCUUGGCUGGAAGACAGGCACCGACAGGCCAGCACAUCCCAACAAGCAAACUGGGAAGAAUUGUGCAUCGAGCUGCUGUCAGAACGUCCUGCAGAGAGCAAUUGAAGCAGAGCUGCAGCUCCUGGCCAUCCAUUAUGAGAUGUGCUACCAGCACUGCUUGAAGGUUUAUGAGCUGGCUUUGGAGGAAAACACCUGUCUUGGGAGCUGCGAGAAGAAGGCUGAGUUACAUUCGUCUCUGCUGCUGGCUUUGGAUGAACUGGACAAUAAUUACAGCACCAUGAGGAAGGAAAUAAACGUGGGCACACCUUUAAAUGAACUUCCACCACUGUCAGUUGAGCUGAAGUUUCCCCCCCUCUCUUCCUUUUACACUGCCUCCAAGUUUUUCAGAAAGAUUCUUUACUCUGAUUCUCGGAUGUGUUUUAGUGAUCUUUCAGGUGAAGGGAAAGCUGACUUUGAAGAACCAAAACAGCAAGAAAAGGGGAUUUCUGUCAAUAUGGUAGGGAAUUCUUUACUCCUGGGUAUUGGAGGUGGUCAUGCUGAGAAAUAUUUUCUCCUUUUAGGUGCCUGCAAAUGUGAUCAGAGUCUUCAGGGCUCUCAGCCUGGGAUCCUCUGUGACUCUGUUUCCCCUGAGAGGUGGGAAGAACUGAUUAAAGAUCAGGCUCUGGAACGUGGCUGUGUAAAAAAUGAGGAAGGAAGUGAGUAUUGGUUUGAUGCUAAAGAAGAGUUGUCAGUGGCAGAUAUUUCAGUAAUGUGCAAGGAAAUGAAAAAGCAACAAGGAAAGCAAGACUCGAUUGACUCAAGAGGUAAAGUUGUGUGCUUUAAACUGAUAACCCAAAUAAUGCUGUUUGUUAUUGGACAAUUCCAGGAUCCUGGGGAAAAUUCCCUGCAGAAAACAUCCACUUGUUCCUCACUGAAGUCAUCUUGUAUCUUUGUUUCUCCUUAUGCACUGAACUUGAGCAGCUUUACCAAGUUAGUAAGGAGACUUCAAGAAAAGCAUCCAGAGUUCAGCAGAGCUGAAAUUGUGGGGGCUGUGCAGGAGGUGAGGAGAAUGAACAAAGGAGUGCUGAGUGGCUUGGCCAUCAGUGCUAUUGAGGAGAAGGCCUCUGCCAUUCUGAGGAGUUCCACACCCUACUCUCAGUAGGAGAAACCCUGAGAAAGGCCCAAAGUUCUGAGAGCUCCCUGUAUUUUGGAUUCCAACAUCUGGAGUGCUUCGCUGCUGAGCUGUGUGGAGAGCACUGUCACACACCUUCGGUGCACAGCUGACACCUACCGGCCAGGCCUUGUGUAGCCUCUGAUCCAUCCAGAAAUCCCAGCCCUGGCUCCCUUCUGCAUCCCAGCACUGAUGGGUUCUGUCUGGGGCUCCAUUUUACAUCCCAGCACUGAUGGUUCCUGUCUGGGGCUCCAUUUUACAUCCCAGCACUGAUGGUUCCUGUCUGGGGCUCCAUUUUACAUCCCAGCACUGAUGGUUCCUGUCUGGGGCUCCCCUCUGCAUCCCAGCACUGAUGGGUUCUGUCUGGGGCUCCAUUUUACAUCCCAGCGCUGAUGGUUCCUGUCUGGGGCUCCAUUUUACAUCCCAGCGCUGAUGGUUCCUGUCUGGGGCUCCAUUUUACAUCCCAGCACUGAUGGGUUCUGUCUGGGGCUCCAUUUUACAUCCCAGCACUGAUGGGUUCUGUCUGGGGCUCCAUUUUACAUCCCAGCACUGAUGGUUCCUGU